Molecule: messenger RNA, 4015 nt
Organism: Calidris pugnax (ruff)
Lineage: Eukaryota; Metazoa; Chordata; Aves; Charadriiformes; Scolopacidae
Product: solute carrier family 2, facilitated glucose transporter member 3
Exons: 10
Coding region: 74-1561 (495 amino acids)
Biological process (GO): D-glucose transmembrane transport
Cellular component (GO): membrane
Source: RefSeq, a predicted model, not a curated record
GGGAGCGGCGCGGCAGCCGUUGAGCCGCCAGACGUUGGUCGCCCGUCGUUGGUUUCGCCGGUCGCCCAGCGCGAUGGAUGCCAAAAAGAAAGUCACAGCGCCCCUUAUCUAUGCUGUUGCCAUUGCUGCCAUUGGAUCUCUCCAGUUUGGGUACAACACUGGUGUCAUCAAUGCUCCCGAGAAGAUCAUCCGGAGCUUCUUCAACAGAACCCUGUCAGAACGGAGUGGGCAGACUGUCUCCCCAGAGCUCCUCACGUCUCUGUGGUCCCUUUCUGUGGCCAUAUUCUCAGUAGGAGGUAUGAUUGGCUCCUUCUCAGUCAGCCUGUUCGUCAACAGAUUUGGCAGGAGGAACUCCAUGCUACUGGUGAACAUCUUGGCCUUUGCUGGUGGCACUCUCAUGGCCUUCUCUAAAACGGCAAAGGCAGUGGAGAUGCUGAUUCUUGGCCGCUUCGUUAUUGGCGUCUUCUGCGGUCUCUGCACUGGCUUUGUGCCCAUGUACAUCAGUGAGGUCUCACCCACCAGCGUUCGUGGAGCCUUUGGCACCCUCAACCAGCUGGGCAUUGUUGUGGGCAUCCUGGUGGCCCAGAUCUUUGGCCUGGAGGGAAUCAUGGGGACUGAAAGCCUUUGGCCACUGCUUUUGGGAUUCACGAUCCUUCCAGCGCUCCUGCAGUGCGUGGCUCUUCUUUUCUGCCCGGAAAGCCCCCGUUUCCUAUUGAUCAACAAGAUGGAGGAAGAGAAAGCGCAAGCAGUUCUCCAGAAGCUCCGUGGUACACAGGAUGUGUCUCAAGACAUCCAGGAGAUGAAAGAAGAGAGUGCUAAAAUGUCCCAGGAAAAGAAAGCAACUGUGCCAGAGCUCUUCCGUUCUCCAAACUACCGUCAAGCCAUUAUCAUUGCCAUCAUGCUGCAGCUCUCCCAACAGCUCUCGGGCAUCAACGCUGUAUUCUAUUAUUCUACAGGGAUUUUUGAAAGAGCUGGUAUCACGCAGCCUGUGUAUGCCACUAUUGGAGCUGGUGUGGUAAACACAGUCUUCACGGUUGUGUCGCUGUUUCUGGUGGAGCGUGCAGGGCGCAGGACCCUCCAUUUAGUUGGCUUGGGUGGCAUGGCCGUGUGUGCUGCUAUUAUGACCAUUGCUUUAGCUCUGAAGGAUCUGGUGCAGUGGAUCAGAUACAUCAGCAUUGUUGCCACUUUUGGCUUUGUGGCUCUUUUUGAGAUUGGCCCUGGCCCUAUUCCCUGGUUCAUUGUGGCAGAACUCUUCAGCCAGGGCCCACGGCCUGCAGCCAUGGCAGUGGCUGGUUGUUCCAACUGGACCUCUAAUUUCUUGGUGGGAAUGCUCUUCCCCUACGCAGAGAAACUGUGUGGCUCCUAUGUCUUCCUCAUCUUCCUUGUUUUCCUGGUCAUCUUCUUCGUCUUCACAUUCUUCAAAGUUCCAGAGACCAAGGGCAGGACUUUUGAAGACAUCGCCAGGGGCUUUGAAGGACGAGCAGAAGCCGGCCCCACAUCACCUGAGAAGAACCGCAUGGUGGAGCUGAACAGUGUACAACCUGGCAAAGAAGAUGCCUAAGAUUUAUGACACACUCCCUCGACUCUGACAUCCUUAAAGAGUCAUUAAAGGAAUGAGCAAAGAAAACCAUGAGAACUGGGACAUUUUUUCCCCUCUUCCCCUCAACUGCUGCUAUUUUCUUCUUUGCACCCACAUAUUCUCCCAUUCUGCCAGGCUUACCAACAUUAAGCAAAUCCGAUAUGGGUGAUCCCAUUUUCAAGUACUGGAAGGCACCUGGCACUUGCAAAAAUAUUUUCAUCUUCCCUGUUACAAACAUCAGGAGAACAGAGGAGAGCUGGCAAUAUUUUUGCCUUUUUUUUUUUUAACCUUAUAAUUGCUAUUUGGGGUUAACAAACUUACGCACGCAGUGACCAUUACGCAUUUGAAUCUAAUGACUAUUUUUGUAGUGAAUUGAAGCGACCCACUAAAUGAGUCCCCUGGCCUUUGAGUCUACUCUGUGUGAGUGUGUGUGUGCAGUGCUACACUGGAGUUUAACAAGCCUACCAAAAAGCCAUCUCCUUCCUUUUUCCUAUCCAGUGUGCACUUUUUUUCAGCCUCAGGAAAAAGGGGACCAAGUUACAUGCAUAUUUUUUCCUGCUCUUAUUUUUUUGUAUAGACAGACUGAAAGCAUACUUUUACCUGAGUUUAUUUAUUUGUAUGUCACUUUGUAAAUAUUUAUUUUUUAAAUGGUGUACAAACAUGUACAGAUAAAUUGAAGAUGUCUAAGAGAAAUAGCUAAUCUAACAAAAGAUGCGGUAGAUCUGAGGUGCAAUAAGACUGUAAAGGAAAAAUGUGGUACUAAACAGGAGAUUGGGCAUUUUGGAUGUUAUGUACAGCAGAGCCGAUUAUGCACAUCACCUUCAAGUUAUUUGUGCCCUUUGGAAAGUACUGCAAAGAGGUGUGUGCUAGUGACAAAGAGGUAUGUUUGUCCACCAGGAUCUCUGUUAUUUGGGAUUCUUUUAGGUGGCAAUUUUAAAUAUUGUUCCCAAGUGAGUGGAGAGUGUGGUAUUGCAGCAAAUGAGUGUAUUUUUAGUCAUGGUUAAGCAUUGUAUGGGAUGAUUCAGGGUGGUGAUUGCAAACCAGGAGGUAACUUUUCCUGCCUUCUGCUGUGUUCUAGUAGGUCAGAAAGCCUGAAAUUUGCAGAUUAAAGGUUUGUGAAGGUAACGAUUAUUUUCCAAAGCUGUAUUUUCUUAGCAGUUCUUACAAAUACCCUUCUUGACACAGGCAUGGUCAGUUACGGCGUGCAAGUUCAUAAAGGUAGAGAUGCUGGACUACAGACCAGAGCUGCUGGAGCUUGCUAGCUUAGCUGUAGCGCUCAGUCUGCUUGUUGGUUGUAGAGCAAAUGGUUUUUGCCCCAUGUGUCUUCUCUAGAAGAUCUGCAUGAUGUUGUGAUGCCCACCGGUGCGUAGCAUGCUGUGUAGAUGUGUAGGGCUCUCUAAUCCUGCCUCUUUUAAAAGGGAUGUGGCUGACAGUAAUUAUACAUCAGUGGACAUUGGUCUCCCUGCUUGUCGUAGUGCUAGGCGAUGGAGAGAACGUGUGUCUGCCCUUGCUGCCAAGCUAGCACAGUUCAGGAAGGCAAAAAGUAGCUCACGGGGUAUCCUUGCAAUCAAGGGUUGGGAGCUUUGCUUCACUGACUUGCAGUGCCCUGUGGAGAGACUCCAGAUCUCUGUCCAGACCUGCAGAAGCUAGCUGAAGGUAGCACAGAGGUAGGUCCAGUUCAAACUCCUGCUCUAAGAUCUCCGUUCUCGGACUCGACUGAGCUCCGGUCUACCUGCAAACCCAUGCUGGAGUUCAUCGCUGGAUAUCCUAGAAGAGAGGCAGGCCCACAGAUUCCAAGGUGGGUAAAAAGAAAGGCUCAAAUAUAGGAACGACAGCAAAAUUGAUAGCCCAAGCUUUCUUGACAACAUAUUGCUUCAGAGAAGUUCCCAUUGAUGUACAUUCUGGGGGCAUGUAUCUGACGCGUCAGUGAUGACAUUUCCACGUUCCCUACUGAGAAACAGUUGCAAAGAUCAGUAAAACUUGCUGCUGUGAAAUACUUCCUGUGACUUCAUUUGAAAUACUUCAGCUUUACACAGUGCAAUCCUAUUACAGUCAGUUUCCCCUAGCUUUCUGUCAGGCUUCCAUGCCAGAUAUUUAUUCUCAGAAGUAUGUGACUCUUCCCAACUCUCACAUUUUGGCUCAGUUAUACAGAUAUUUUUUUUUGGUGCUCUUUGACCCUCCAGCACUUCCAGACAUGAUAAUUCUAUAUGGCCAUCUAUAUGUCAGGAAAUUCCUCCUACAGCUGUGCAUAAGAGCAUUCCAUAUUUUGCAUCAGAGAUGUGUGUUGGCUUAGACUGAAAUGUAUAGUUCUUUUCUCACAUAGUAUCUUUGUUAUUUUCUUUUUCUGUAACGGCGUUGUGAAUAUUUUGGAUGGGUUUUAUAUGCUUAUUAAUGUGGUGUUUCCUGUUUUUAAAAUAAAAACGAUAGAACUAAGUA